AAAAAGCAAAGAGCAGGAAGUGCUAUUGACAAACUUUGGAGUCCAACUGAGGCAAUGAAUAUUGUGGCCAAUAUUCAGGAAGCAGGACUCAUUGAGAAUAUAAAGCAAAAUCAGGCAUACCCCAGAACAUUGAAUGAAGCUAGUUGCUUAAGCCUUGUAGCUCACAUUGAGAAACGAAAUCAUGUGGAAUUAGCAACUGAUAUAGCCAAAAAACAAAAGACUGAUGAAAAACUGAAGAGAUUAAUUCUACUGAAGAAUCAGAUGAUUAUUGAGGCUGGCUCAUUUAUAAGAACAUUGCCUAAAGAUGUGUACAAAGAAUAUCUUUUAUCAUUAGAAUAUUUGGAUAAUAUUAUUCCCAAUGAAACACAUGAUUUUUUAGUAGAAUUUUUUGAGCAGGACUUGACAUAUCGACAAUGGCUAAACAUUUUAGAUGACUUGAAUAUCAAAAGUUUUGACAAAAUAACUCAAAUGGAUUUUUCUCUUGGACAUUCCAACCCACUUCAAAAUAUACAGACUUUAGAGCAAUGUCAUUUAAAUGAUUUUGUACAUCCAUGCCUGAAAGCUGCUUUGAUGUACUGUGCUGACAUUUAUUACACAUUUGGUGAAGUAACUUCAAUUCAUAAUACCAAUAGACAAAGAGGUGAUGGAAUUGGAUUCACAAAUGAUGUCAACAAGUAUCAACUAGUAUAUAUUGAAGGGAGUUGCCCAUAUAAUGUCAAAGAAAAGAAAGAAAUAGGUGAUUGUGUGAAGGUUGCAAAAAAUUUGAAAAAGAUGUUUUUUGAUGUCAUAAAAAAUAGGAUAGGAAAACGAAAGAUGAUGAUACCAGAAUUUCAAGUCUUUGGGGUAAAUAGUUAUAAACUUGAGAUACAUCUAUAUGUGCUUCAAUUUACUGGAUGUUAUCACCUUGUUGAAAUUGAAAAUGCAACUGUUCCUUGGGAUUUUUCUGAAAUCGAAGACUUUGUCUACUUUUACAAAGCAAUAAUUAAAUGGGCAGUAAAACUUUCAGACAAAGCGUUAAAAAAACGAUCUUCACGGGUUUCAUAUGGAAUGAAUCAACUUCCUUAG
This is a messenger RNA of Entrophospora candida, 1065 nucleotides long. The record is from the annotation of a GenBank genome assembly. NCBI's taxonomy places the organism in Eukaryota, Fungi, Glomeromycota, Glomeromycetes, Entrophosporales, Entrophosporaceae.